Messenger RNA from Pogonomyrmex barbatus (red harvester ant), 860 nucleotides. RefSeq names its product exosome complex component Ski6 (gene Ski6). Lineage: Eukaryota; Metazoa; Arthropoda; Insecta; Hymenoptera; Formicidae. Gene Ontology annotation, cellular component: nucleolus; nuclear exosome (RNase complex); cytoplasmic exosome (RNase complex). The record is from RefSeq and is a predicted model, not a curated record. Gene Ontology annotation, biological process: nuclear mRNA surveillance; rRNA catabolic process; poly(A)-dependent snoRNA 3'-end processing. Gene Ontology annotation, molecular function: RNA binding.
AACUCGUUAUAACUAAUUAAUGGAGCUGGAUCAGGAAGAUGAUCAGGGUGGACUACGCGUGGAUGGUAGACGAGCGUUAGAACUGAGACAAAUCCGUAUGCGGAUGGGAGUCUUCGGACAGGCUGAUGGUAGUGCGUACAUAGAGCAUGGUAAUACAAAAGUUUUGGCCACGGUAUAUGGUCCCCGUCAGCCAAGAAGCAGUACAUCGAGGAGCAGUACAAAAGCUAUCAUAAACUGUCAAUAUAGCAUGGCUGUAUUUAGCUUUACCUCCGGUGAGCGAAAGCGAAGACCAAGGGGAGACUGGAAGUCACAAGAAAGAUCAGCACAGUUGCGCCAUGCAAUGGAAGCCAUAAUACAUUUGGAACUAUAUCCACGUUCUCAGAUCGAUGUUUUUGUAGAGGUUCUACAAGUUGAUGGUAGUGAUUAUUGCGCAUCCGUGAAUGCUGCGACGCUUGCAUUAAUUGAUGCUGGAAUUCCAAUUAAGAACUAUGCCAUAGGAUGUACUGUAACUCUCCUCAAUAAAUCGUCGACAGAGGAUGAAGACAAAACGUUAGCAACAGGAGUAUUAGACGCGAAUUUUGUGGAGGAAUGUUCGCCAGGAGUUACUUUGUCUACUGUCGCGUUACCAGGAACGAAUAAUGAAAUUGAAAUAGAUGGAUCUGGUCUGCUUGUAGUAGCACACGGGGCAGGACAGAGAUUACAUUUGUCACGUUUGGAAGCACUCAAGCAACGCGCGUUGCAAGGCUGCCAAGACAUAAAGAAUAUAUUGGAUCGUGGCGUGAGGCAUCAUCUAAUUGCAAAUCUAUUACCUUCUUUUCUGCACAAUUCAUUUGACUAAUAAAAAAAAAAGUAUUCUGUAA